Orbicella faveolata is the source of this 3603-nucleotide messenger RNA. RefSeq lists its product as uncharacterized. NCBI's taxonomy places the organism in Eukaryota, Metazoa, Cnidaria, Anthozoa, Scleractinia, Merulinidae. Gene Ontology annotation, molecular function: zinc ion binding; carbonate dehydratase activity. The record is from RefSeq and is a predicted model, not a curated record.
UGACAUUACAAGAAGUUAAAUAUGAACUUUUGCAAACUUUCAAGUUACACUCUAAUGAAAAGUUAUUACAUACCAUUGUACUUUACAGUAAUUCAUUUUUAAGACUGUAGACAUUUUAAACGCUAAAAGCACAUAAAUAGGAUCCGUCUUUCUCGGUUUGGCGUCGCCAACGAUGAUUUAAGAAGGGAGUUAUCUGUGUCUGCUGCAAGGACACUCGUGCCUGGAAAGACCUAGCCAGACAGGCAUGACAUGCCACAGUGGUUGUAUUAGAAGGUCUGGUCCGUCGCCAAUACUGAAUUUUCGUUUCCUAGGUUCUUUCUCCUUCUCCUCUUGCCGCCAAAGGCUUACUAGGGUAGGAAGUGAAGAGUCGUUUUGUAGGUCCCUCUUUGAAAUAAUCAGCGCAAUUGCCGAGAAACAUGAAAACAAACAAAGGGGCUUGAUGGAAAUUGGAACCAUUAGGUGAACUCCACGUAAAACGUAAAAUACUUUACUACACAUGCAAUUUUAUAUACAUGUAAAUUAUGUAAAAGAUACCCCAUAUAUUUGAAGUAGUUCAGUUUUUCAGCGUGGUUUACAAAUUGACGAGAAAUGACAACGACAAAGAAUAAUACUAAGUUUCUGAUGGUUUUCUUUAGCUCCAGCUCCUGAAAACUGGUCCUCAGUUUACCCACUGUGUGCUGGAAAAUUUCAGUCUCCAGUCAACAUCGUUACGAAGAUGGCAAAGAAAAAAAGUUACUCCCCGCUAAAGGUAACUUUUGACAACCCAUGUGGCCUGGUAACUGGACAGAUUGUAAAUGGUGGCCAUGCUCCUGCUUUCAACGUUGACAACUCAAAAGGUGGCGCUAAACUCUCUGGGGGUCCCCUGGAGUGCGACGAAUAUACUCUGCAACAGUUCCACUUUCACUUCGGUUGUGAAAACAGUCGAGGAUCAGAACACACUGUUAACAACAAGACUUACGCUGCUCAGCUCCAUUUAGUGUUUUAUAACAACAAAUACGACACCUUUAGUAACGCCGUGGAUAAACCAGACGGUCUAGCAGUUCUGGGAGUCCUCAUUUCGGCCACUUGUCCGGGAAACAGGAUUUUGGGAAAUUUUGCAAAAAAGCUAAAGAUGAUAAUAGAAGAAGUUUCUAAAGGUACCAGCACUAACGUUACCGCAGCAGACGGCAUUCGUCUGAAAUAUCUCAUGCCCUACAAUAAUAAACAAGAUGACGACGACGAAGAUGAAGACGAAGAUGACGUAGUCGAUGAUGUCGAUGACGAAGACGGUGAAGAUGAUGAGGAUGAAGAUAAUGACGAUAUAUCGAAAAAAAUAGGUUACUACACAUACCAAGGCUCCCUUACCACCCCUCCCUGCUAUGAAUCAGUGCGCUGGAUUGUCUUUAAGGACAUCAUAAAGAUCUCUAAUAAUCAGGUUAGUUAAUUGUAGCAUACUGACGACUAAACUAUGGUAAAAAAAAUAGCACGAGCCGAGAAAUUAUCUUCUCUUGCAUGAGCCAAGAGAGGGUUAUUUAUCAACCUCUCUUGCAUGAGCAUGAAAUAGAUAAUCCGGAAAGAAAGGAUUUUAAUUUGUGAUGUAGCUUUGUUAAAUAAAGUGGGGAUCAGUAUUAUUGACCUAAUCAAAACUGAAGAUCAUUCAGCGCAACCGACAAACUUGAUUUAAAUCAAAUCGUCCUGCUACCUAGACUGCGCGCUUUGUAGAGAAACACUGUUCCACAAUUAUUGAGAAAAUCCAGUUCAAUAAAAUCAUAUGCGAUUUGGAUUAACAGUGGAUCUCAUAGCUGCACGAGUUAAGGGAAAAGGAAGAGCCGUAUUUUUAAGCUUUUGAUGUAGUGAUCAUUAAUAGUUGAAAUAGUCACGUUUAAGCAAAAAAUAUCAGCUGAUAACCAAAAGACAAAUAAGACAGAAUUGAGCCUGACCCCAUUCAGACUCUCGCAAAUAAUACAAUACUUCCUCUCAAUAGUAAAGAAAAGAAAAUAUACGAAUGCAUAUUAGCUAACACUACUUUCGUCUCUUUGCUCUUUUCAGCUCAGUAAGUUCAGGAAACUGAAGGCCAAGUAUGGUGGUGCCCCUGGUCUCAUGUGUGACAAUAUUAGGCCGGUACAACCGCUUUACAAACGUAAAGUGUAUUCUGUCGUUUACAGGGAUGAGUGAAUAUAAAGCAGCCCUUACAGUGUUACAUGUAGAGAGGGUUUGGUCGGAGGUGCUCAAUCAAAGGAAGCCCCCAGAAAGCUAAAACAGCGAAGUCCCAGUUUUUCAUACCACCUAGUGAAAUAAAAUAUCGGCGAGAGGUAUGAGAAACAGAGCAUACGUUUCUCUUAACAUUUUUUUUUUCCUUCAAAUCAUCGGAAGUUUAGUGAAUUGAGGUCGGUAAAAACCGGGAUUUUACUGUGGUAUUUUAUUUAUUUUGCCUCUUACAUGUAUCGCUAUUCCCAUUGGCUGACCGCAUACAACUAAUCCAUGUUGGUAUUGAUUAAAUUGUAAUUUCAUAUCUGCGAGAUGGAUAUGUCAAUGCAGAUGUAGAGUAAUUUCUAUAGAUAACAGCCUCCUGAAAAUUAUGUCACGCCUGAGUGCUUUACGCGUUUUGGGCGUGAGCCAGAGCCUUCAGGGCUUCAGUAGUAGCUGUUAUUACAGUUAUCAGCGCUUUGACCUAGUGAAACGAGGCUAAAGGGUCAAUUCGGCUUUGUAUUGUCCCGUUCGACUCGUUAGUAUGCCUUCUUAAACAAAAAAUAGUUGGCCGCAUCCCAAACUCAACUGUAAUAACAGUUAUUGUUUUGAGGAGACUUGAAAAGCUUAAAAACUUUGCCUGUGAAUUGUAAACAUUUUUCCAUACUGACACUGUAUAACAAUACUUGUUAAAUUAUGCAGCCAGAAGGAAGGGAGAAACCUUUCUUAUUGCGCUUACAAAAUUAUUCUAGAUCUGUAAAGAAAGCUCUUGUUUUAUAAUAAUUCCUUAAGUUCCAUGAUGUCUUUGAGAGACUGGAACUAAAACUAGAAGAGAUCAUUUUAAAAGAAAAAUAUUGAUACUGGCUGGACCAAUAUAUUUAUUGAUACAGGAAGUAGUGAGUUAUAUGUAGCUGUGUGCUGCUUUGGUAAAUGCAAGACAUCGUUUGUGUGUAGUAUCAAAUAGGAAUAGUUAAUAAAAAUUCAGCAUAAAAAGAAAACUGUCUCAAAAAGUUAGCGUAUGGGGAUUGGUGUGGGCUAAGUAAUUAAGAGCAAAUGUCACCGAAAACCAAGCAAAAUUUGAAUUCAACGGCAGAAGUCAAAAAAUCGAUUUUUCUCUCUUUUCGUCCACAAAUAGCCCUUAGGUAGAUAUGAAACGUGAUAUAGUUUUUUGGAGCUCGAAGUGCUUUAAAUUUGAGAAAAUCGAGGAAAACGACUUUCGCCUCGACGGUCACCAGAAUGGCCAAUCGCAAAGGCUUAAAAUUAGUAAUCUAAACUUUCUUUGCGUUCGCGUGUAAAGAAGAACCAACACUUAUCGAUACUUUUUCUUGACAGACAAAGUGUUCAGCUGUCCAAAACAGGUUAGAACUUGACUUGAGCGCCGCUUGAGAAUAAACACACAAUUUUUAAAAAAAUCCCUAUUUGCACCGAAGGAUUAUA